Messenger RNA from Prorocentrum cordatum, 381 nucleotides. The record is from the annotation of a GenBank genome assembly. Lineage: Eukaryota; Dinophyceae; Prorocentrales; Prorocentraceae.
AUGCCGACGCUGGCGUGUGCUCUCGAGGACGUGAGGCUGAUCUCGGCGAGAACCACGUACGAGUCCGAGGACGUCUCGAACCCCCUGGACUGGAAGGUGCUCGCCUUCGAAAACGAGAUCCGGCGCAUCUACGCUGACCGGGCCGUGGAUCCGAGCCGGAGGAAGAACGUGUUCUCCUUGGGCGACAGCCUCCACGAGCGAGAGGCCCUGUUGAGGGUGACCUCCCAGCUGCCCAACUGCAGGUCAAAGUCCCUGAAGUUCGUGGAGCGCCCAGACAUCUCGCAGAUCGUCAAGCAGCACGCGCUCGUGACGAGCUGCUUCGACCGCAUUGUUCACCACGACGGCAACCUGGACCUGUGCAUAAAGUGCGGCGGCGCCUGA